Messenger RNA from Olea europaea var. sylvestris, 2211 nucleotides. Its product is annotated as T-complex protein 1 subunit gamma. The transcript is spliced from 13 exons. The record is from RefSeq and is a predicted model, not a curated record. Gene Ontology annotation, cellular component: chaperonin-containing T-complex. Gene Ontology annotation, biological process: protein folding. Gene Ontology annotation, molecular function: ATP-dependent protein folding chaperone; ATP binding; ATP hydrolysis activity. The coding region runs from base 142 to 1833 and encodes 563 amino acids. NCBI's taxonomy places the organism in Eukaryota, Viridiplantae, Streptophyta, Magnoliopsida, Lamiales, Oleaceae.
GGAUCAUUUCCCACUUUUCUAUUUCAUUGAAAACUUACACGAGGUUACGAAAAGCCCUAAUACUUCAGUAUAUCUCUACAGUUGCUCUCUGUGCAGGUAUUCUACUUUUUCUUUGGAUCGGAGUUAAAAUCGAAGCAGAAAAUGCAGUCCCCAGUUCUCGUUCUCAAGGAUUCACUGAAGCGGGAAUCUGGCAACAAGGUGCACUAUGGCAAUAUCCAAGCAUCAAAGGCUGUUGCUGAUAUUAUUCGUACUACUUUGGGUCCCCGAUCCAUGCUGAAGAUGCUACUUGAUGCUUCUGGAGGUAUUGUUGUGACAAAUGAUGGUAAUGCUAUUCUCCGCGAGUUAGAUCUUGCACAUCCUGCGGCAAAGUCAAUGAUUGAACUAAGUCGAACUCAGGAUGAGGAAGUAGGAGAUGGAACAACAUCCGUCAUUGUUCUUGCUGGUGAAAUGCUCCAUGUUGCGGAAGCCUUCAUUGACAAAAAAUAUCAUCCUACAGUCAUUUGUCGAGCUUAUAACAAAGCUCUUGAGGAUUCAAUUGCAGUGCUUGACAAAAUUGCAAUGACUGUUGACGUUAAGGAUCAAUAUUAUCAUCUGGCAGGUGCAACAAUGUUAGAUCUUGUCAAGAGUUGUAUUGGGACAAAAUUUACUGGUCAGUUUGGGGAUCUGAUAGCAGAUUUAGCAAUUGAUGCCACGACCACGGUAGGUGUGGAUCUUGGCCAAGGUUUGCGUGAGGUGGAUAUCAAAAAGUACAUUAAGAUAGAGAAGGUUCCUGGUGGCCAGUUGGAGGAUUCAAAAGUUCUGAAAGGAGUCAUGUUUAACAAGGAUGUUGUUGCUCCUGGUAAAAUGAGAAGAAAAAUACUGAACCCAAGAAUCAUUCUUCUUGAUUGCCCCCUCGAGUACAAGAAAGGAGAGAACCAAACCAAUGCGGAAUUAUUGAGAGAAGAAGACUGGAGUGUAUUGCUAAAAAUGGAAGAGGAAUACAUUGAAAACCUAUGCGUGCAAAUACUGAAGUUCAAACCAGAUUUGAUAAUUACAGAAAAGGGGCUCAGCGAUUUGGCCUGCCAUUAUUUUAGCAAGGCCGGUGUCAGUGCUAUCAGAAGGCUGAGGAAGACCGACAAUAACCGAAUUGCCAAGGCAUCUGGGGCCGUUAUCGUUAACAGGCCUGAUGAGUUGCAGGAAUCUGAUGUUGGUACUGGUGCUGGUCUGUUUGAGGUGAAGAAAAUUGGAGAUGAGUUCUUCGCUUUCAUAGUUGACUGCAAAGAUCCAAAAGCAUGCACGGUACUUUUGAGGGGUGCCAGCAAGGAUCUUCUGAAUGAAGUGGAGAGAAAUUUGCAGGAUGCAAUGUCAGUAGCAAGAAACAUAAUAAAAAAUCCGAAACUUGUUCCUGGUGGAGGUGCUACAGAGUUGACUGUCUCAGCUACAUUGAAGCAAAGAAGUUCUUCUAUUGAGGGCAUAGAAAAGUGGCCUUAUGAGGCUGCCGCAAUUGCUUUUGAGGCUAUACCACGUACUUUGGCACAGAACUGUGGGGUCAAUGUCAUUAGAACAAUGACCGCCUUGCAAGGAAAGCAUGCAAAUGGUGAGAACACGUGGAUUGGCAUAGAUGGGAAUACUGGUGUAAUUGCUGAUAUGAAAGAGUGCAAGAUAUGGGAUUCGUACAGUGUGAAAGCCCAAGCAUUUAAGACUGCUAUAGAAGCGGCCUGUAUGCUUUUGAGAAUUGAUGAUAUAGUAAGUGGAAUCAAGAAGAAGCAGGCGCCCGGAGCAAGCCAAGGUCCAUCGAAGCCUAAAAUCGAGGAAGAAGGUGAUGCUGACAACGAGCAGAUGAUUCCUGAAUAAUUCAUCGGAAACGGAGUUGAAGGAACCUUUCUUGUGACUGCCGGAGUUUAAAUCGUUACUGGUUUUUUCAAUCAAGUCAAUUCUCGACAAUUUUGGCAUAACUAGUCUUUUCUGUGUGGGCGUAAAGCAAGCUUCAGUCUCAUUAUGAUGGGAGGAAUUAGCAAUCGAGCACUGACAUGUUUGGCAGGGACGUUUAAUACUGUCUAUGAAAUAUGUACUUAAUUUUUUCCCCUUCAAUUCAAUUCUACUUCAGCUAAUGCUUGGGUUUCUGUCGAACUUCAAUAUUUUUUGGAUCGCCUCGUGAGACAUGAUACUCUAGCACAUUCAACUUGGUGUUUGGAAGGAUAUUUCGAUAAUGGGUUUGUUAUUUUACUUUUA